This is a messenger RNA of Bicyclus anynana (squinting bush brown), 1793 nucleotides long. It is a transcript of the gene DEF8, whose product is annotated as differentially expressed in FDCP 8 homolog. The coding region runs from base 414 to 1739 and encodes 441 amino acids. The transcript has a single exon. The record is from RefSeq and is a predicted model, not a curated record. NCBI's taxonomy places the organism in Eukaryota, Metazoa, Arthropoda, Insecta, Lepidoptera, Nymphalidae.
ACUACGACAAUUUCAAUUUGUUGUUUUUUGGAUUACUCAUCUUGUUCGUUGUAUUGUAAAUUGUUAUAAUUUAAUUGAAAACAAAGAAAGAAUCAUGCAUGAGUCCACAACGUGAUGAUAUACGCAUUAUUUUACUGAUAUCACGAAGACAACCGUUCGGAUGAUUAACUGUAAACCCCAGUCAAGUGGAAAUGGAACAAUUGUGUAAAUAACAAAUUUCCGUGUUCAAAUUACCAUUAAAUUCUGUCGUGUGUUACGUUCCAAGGCUGUAGUUAUAGAAUUAACAAAAUCAACAAGAUAAAUAGCAUUAAAGUUCCAACUAUUUAACAAAUUAAAACCUAUAGAAUUGAACAAGUGAAAACUAUUACAAAAAUACGAAAUCUCUGCAACGCUACGAAAAUAGUUGAGAGACCAUGGCUGCUGCACUCGCGAACGAUUCUCCUAAAUAUAGAAACAGUUUAAUAUGCUGCAGCCCACGCAGUGCGGAUGUGGCAUCGAGAUCCUCGUCUUCCACGUCAGGCUGCGUGUCUGCGGACGAAAGCAUCGACUCGAACUACGUACCCAAGUCGAUGUCGAACAAAAAGCUUAAAAUCCACAGCACAGCUACUCGGGAGGAGAUAGAAAGAGCAAUCAAUCAAUGUAAGGAGCUAGUUUUGAGCAGUCCGCAGUGUUCAGACGAAAGGAAAUGGUUGGUGAGAUACUUGGUUGAACUCAGGCUUAGAUUGGAAGAUCUGAAGGACAGCGACGGGCAGCUGAGGGCCAAGGUAGCAAUAAAAGGUCACCACUUCGAGCAGCAAAUGAAUAUAGCUAAUAGAAAACAGUAUUGUGAUCACUGCAGCGGCAUUGUGUGGAGUAUUGUACAAAGCUCGUACAUUUGCACUGACUGCGGCUACAUCUGUCAUUAUAAAUGUGUGGACGAGGUGUGUAGAGUCUGUGCUCAUGUUGUUAUGACAGAAAAAGGGCAGUUCGAGAUGAACAUUUGCCCAGAAAAAGGAUUAGCGGCCCAAGACUAUAAAUGUGCAGAAUGCAGUACCGCUCUAACAUUUAAAGACGCUUGGAACGAACCACGGUUGUGCGACUACACAGGCAUGUACUUCUGUGCAACAUGCCACUGGAACGACCUGUCUGUCAUCCCCGCGAGGGUAGUGCACAAUUGGGAUUGGGACAAAAAAUACAUAUCAAGAUUAGCUUACCAAAUGUUGACACUAUCAUGGUCGAGGCCAUACAUAGACAUUGAGAGCAUAAACUCCAAACUUUUUAAUUUCAUAGCUGAAUUGGAAUGGGUACACAAGAUGCGGAAGGAUUUGGAAUGGAUGAGGAGGUAUUUGUGCUCUUGUGGUGAAGGCUCCAGCUUGCUGUCUCCAUUGUCAGUUCAACUGGGUGACGUCAAUAAGAAAUACAGUAUGGCACAUUUGCAAGCAAUCAAUGACGGAACUUUAGAAUCGCAGCUAACCGAACUUACAGAGGAAUGUAGAUCUCACAUAACAAACUGUGCAUUAUGUUCUGGUAAAGGAUAUUUAUGCGAAAUAUGCAGCAACAACGAGGUUUUAUAUCCUUUUGACAAUGGUGCGAUAAUGUGCGAGAAAUGUAACUCUAUGUACCAUAGAGGCUGCUGGUUGCGGAAAGGACAGAAGUGUCUCAAAUGCCUGCGGCUAGAUGAAAGGAGAAAGAUCACUUCACAACCUGCAGAUGAUAUUGAUUCACAUUUAGAGUAUGAAAUUGAUAAAUUUGUUGAGUAGAUUUCUCUCAUAGAAUGUAUUUACAUAUUUACUAAAAUAUAUUUGUUAUUAUUA